GGGCAAUUCUUUACAGUUUCUGUUUGCAAAUUAACUGGUGGUGUAGCUUGUACUACAAUGGGUCGUUGGCAGAUGAUCAAUGGGUGGUCAACGCUGGGAAGUGGUUGGGGGCGGGGACAGAGGAGGGAUCGUUGUGCGCGCUGGUCGCCAUUUAAGUUCUGCCGAGCUCCCCACAAGACUUGAAAAGUUCUCGUUGGUCGAGGAGGUUGCAAGAUUCGGGGAGAGAGUGAAGUACAAGCUCAUUAGAGGCAAUGGGCCUGAGGAGGGAUGGGUGAGUGCACGCCUGAAAGACAAGGUCUUGCUGGAACCACGAGAUGAGGAGGUUUCAAGCAUUGAGGGCCGACUAGAGGCGUUGCGGGAGGAAUUUCCAGGUUGUGCUAACUUGGUCAUUCCAAAAGAAGCAGCGGAUUGGUCUGACUCAGACCUGCGAAACUUCUUCGAGAGUGGUGGCUUUAUUAAGCCUAAGAUCUUAAAUAAGGAGAAGUUGGAGAAGGACAUUCCAGCAGCCGCUGAAGGUGCUUUUGAAGGGCCGCAGUUCGCGGUGCCGGAGGCUUUGCAGUUGCAGGACAAGCUCUUGACUGCUUUCAAAAGCCAAGAAUUUCAAGAGAAGCUAAAGCGGUUGCAAGCCCAAUACCCACAGCGAAAGCAGAAAGGCCACAGAGAUGGCCCUGUGUAUUUUCAGGCUUUCGAGGUGCUUGUGAUGGCGGUGUUUUGCAGUGUUCUUCCAGCUCACGGGCUUCGAGGAGAUUGGGAUGGAGUCCGAGACAUGUUUGCCAUGAUGGCUUCAGCUUUGACGCAUUUGAAAGUUAAGCGACAGCACGAGGAGAUAAACAUUUUGCUGGGGCUGCCUCGCGAUGCGAGACUUAUUGCGCCUUCCAAGAAAGAGGACCUGCUUGUAUACUGCCCAGGAGGUAAUGGGAAUCCACCUUUUGAUUCUCACUUGAUCCAGGAUGAGGAUGGCGACGUGGCCCAUGAGUUCUUGGUGGAAAAUGAGGCCACAGGAGAACUCUGCGCCGCCUUGGUUUCAAGGCCAGCCAGUGACAAGAUGUAGCCCUGCAAGUCUUGGUUUCUCGGUAUCUUUCAGUGCUUGCGCAAGAAGGCUCAAGUUCCACCACAACGGCGAGCUGCAAGUUCGUGUUGGAGGGACCAGCCUACGCAGAGCAACGAGACAAAAGGAUCCUGACCUGCCCAGAUCACUCCAGGAACAAGACUUGUUACGUUUCAGACGUUUGAAAACCAUGUGAU
Durusdinium trenchii is the source of this 1245-nucleotide messenger RNA. NCBI's taxonomy places the organism in Eukaryota, Dinophyceae, Suessiales, Symbiodiniaceae. The record is from the annotation of a GenBank genome assembly.